UAUGUUGAAUUGAUCUUGGCAAUUUUAGCUGCUAAUACUGCUCUCGAAGAAACAGAUCCAGCGAAAAAAAAGACAGUUUUUGAAGAAUUUAACACAAUAACGAGAGCUAUUUCAGAUAACACAUACGAUAAUCCCGAAAUAUUUAUAGUCAAGGCACACGCAAUUGAAGGAAAAAAUGCUUAUAAAAGUCUCCAAGCAUUGAAGCAUGCUGAAAGCAUGUAUAGAGAAUCAUGUGAUUCAAUUCCGCUUGAACUUUUCAAUAAAAAAGGCAAUAUGCUUUUUAAACUUG
Molecule: messenger RNA, 289 nt
Organism: Cetraspora pellucida
Lineage: Eukaryota; Fungi; Glomeromycota; Glomeromycetes; Diversisporales; Gigasporaceae
Source: the annotation of a GenBank genome assembly